This is a messenger RNA of Physella acuta, 4696 nucleotides long. RefSeq lists its product as uncharacterized. NCBI's taxonomy places the organism in Eukaryota, Metazoa, Mollusca, Gastropoda, Physidae. Gene Ontology annotation, biological process: G protein-coupled receptor signaling pathway; cell surface receptor signaling pathway. Gene Ontology annotation, cellular component: membrane. Gene Ontology annotation, molecular function: G protein-coupled receptor activity. The record is from RefSeq and is a predicted model, not a curated record.
UACAAGUCUGUGUCAAGGUAUUGUUAACUAGUUGAGCUAAUCUGUAAUCAUACACGGUCCUAAUAAUAAGAUGUUGAUAGAGCUACUUCCUGGUCUAGAAAGAGAAAAUACUCAAUGGGAUUGAGCUGGCCAGAUUUUUAUUUGUAUGGAUGAAAUAAAGCAGAAAACAAAAGACAGUUUGUUGCGUGCAUUGUGUACUCAACGGCUCCAAGCACCAGGCUGCACUUCCUGAUAGGGUGCCGCUGCCUGGCGCCCUACGACUUCCGGUGCCAUUGACAGAAAAAAAAAAUUAACAUAAUCUGGGACAUUUGAAAUGCAGUAAAUCGAGUUCAAUUAUGUAAAAGCUUGUUUAAGAAAACAUAUGAUACGAUUAUGGUAUUAAAUCUCCGCCCCCACGUUACCGCCCGACCCCACGCGAGGUCACCGUGCCCCUGCGUUGUUUAACCACCACCCAGCGGCGUGCCAAACACUGCACCCGUCCCACGGGCCCCCAGCGGUAAACAAAACCCAUGCCUCAAUUCUCCAGACUCUCCGGGCCAGGCACCGAGGGCGGAUGUCGUCACGAGAGACAGGAACCGUGGGGUGGGCGUGCACCCACCGGAAGUGCAAGUCUCCACGUUAUCUAUUAAAGGAAAGGGAGGUUCGGUGAAGAUCUAUUGGGCAGAUUAGUCUCAAGGUAGAACGGUGUUUGUUACAUAACAAAAACAUUCCCAGGACUCACCUGGUCAUUGAAAAUACGGCACAAAGAUACAAGAGAAACAAAGGAUAAAAAGGUGGAUAAACAAGCAGAGAAAAUAACAAGAGUUAUGGGACUUAGAGUGAGUCCGAUUCUAUUGGCGUUAUUCAUCGCCCUUUCCCUCGGACUGCACGUUGCAUCGUCCGACAGGACUUCAACUGCUAGGGCGAAGGUGACAACAACACGUCGGCCGUCUUUUGGGGCUACAACAACAUCAACUUUAAGGGCGACUAAAGACACAACGACCGCAACCACAGCAAUGCCUCAUAACACUAAGGGAGAAAACCGCGACGCCCUAGUCUGCCCCGAAUACCCCACCUGCGCACAGAUGUGCGGGGCCCAGGUGCAGCUCAACGACACCUGCCACUGCGACGUGAUGUGCUGGGUGUACGGCGACUGCUGCCCCGACUACUACCACACCUGCCUCCACACCAGCAUCUACGCCAAAGACGACGACGUCUUCAAAGCCAUCUUAUCCACACUCAAAUCCUACUCCGAGCUCCUUAGCUUUUACGAAGGGGUACGCUUAUCCCAUUUAUCUACUUGCGAGUCACUGGACUUGCCUAAAAACCAAGUUCACAUUGUAACGAAAUGCGACAGGGACAAAGAAACAGCAUCCAGGUUUGAUAGUAUUUAUCUAAAAAUAAACAAAAGAAACCAGAGUUUAUUUUUGGGAAUUCCCAAAGAGGAAAUCAUCCAGCGCUGUGAAGAACUUGAAACCCUAGACCAGAAUAUUUGGAAAAACCCGUUGAAUGAUAUACGCGUCACGCUUAAAAUAGCGAGCGGGCAUUUCCAUUUCUACAAUGUUUUCUGCGCGAUUUGUAACGGGGUGGACCCAAGAGAAGUGACCCCAUGGAACUCGGUCAGUCCAUGUGACAGUAAAUUCAACAAUUCCGAUUUUGCCCGUAUAUUCGCCAGCAACAUCACGCAAGCUGUAACGACCUACACAUGCACGACAAAAUUAGAACUGCCGGACGAUACCAGGCGAUGUUUCGACGCGUCGUCGGCACGGCUGAGCCCGGGAACCAGAAGGAGAACCGUUGUAAAGGAAGACGACGGGCUGACCGGCUUCACCAAGCAGACAAAACACAGCCUGAACUGCAAGGACCCCGAGUCCGCCAACACGCUCCUCUGCAUGAGAUACCAGUACCCGUACGUCAACAAAACCACGGGACACACCUACAAAAACCCCCACUGCCUGGCGUGUCAGACGGAGACCGAUGGUCGAAACGUGAAUACAAGUUUUCAAGCGGCGUACUACUGUGAAAAUCAAAAGUGCGUGUGUUUAACUCUGUACCGUGGGGAGAAAUCAACGACGUUUGUUGGUGGUAUCCCGAGUUUUCGAGUUCUCUUCGACUUCUGGUCGAUUUCCGCUGCUGUGGAUAAUAAGACCGUUGCUAUGGAAACGAGAACAUGUCCCGACGAUCACGUGUACGUCCCCUUCCAUCAGACAUGUCAAAGGUUAGUCUGUCUAAACGGCUGGACACUUCAGAGUGGACGCUGUCAAAAAAAGUGUGACGGAACACACGACGAUUGCGACGCGGCGCUGAAAAUGAUCGGAGCCACUCCGCUGCUCAAUGCCAGCGACACCCUGCAGAUGAACAUCGAGUACAAGUACAUCCUUGACGGUGCCAGAAAAACGUCACAUCCGAAAACACCCGUCACACCAGAAGAAACUAGCUCUCUGUUGCCGUCUCGGAAACUGAAGGAGACGAUUCGUUUCUUGUGGGUUCAGCAUAUGAUACAAACAGGACACAAAAACAAGCAAUCAGAACAAAGAAAGUUGCUUGCUGGUAUAAAAGAAACCAUGGGAAGACUAUCACUCAACUCGACGCGAGUCAACAACAUCGAUGUGUGUCCUGGUAAAACAACAGCAACGUGUGUGUCGGUCGAGCUUACGUCUCUAGAUACAUCAGGAUUAGACACAGUGCUAGCAGAGUUAGAAGAUAGUUUAAUCGUAGAACUGACCCGGGCAGGACACGAUAAAAACUUCGAUAUCCACAACAUCACCAUCACCAACGAGCUGUUGUCGGGCAGGGGCAGUAACUCGUCCAAAGCGAAGGUAACGAAGGUAACCGAGCUGGCUUGCCCACAAGGGAGAAAACCUCAAACAAAGGUAGUCGGGUUAACUCUUAACGAAAAGGGAAACUACCAGGUUGGCUCAGAGUCUUCGAGCUAUCCACUGAGCCAGUUCUUGUUUACGUUAAACCUCCAGCCAAAUCACGUGAUCACGGAAGGUCAGGUGACCAAGGCUGUCGUGCGAUAUUGUGAAUGUGACUAUGUCUUUGUGAAUAAAUCAGAAUAUGUUCUCUACAUGAAGACUAUCAUUAUACCGGAGAAUACUCAACAUUUCAUGAACGUUACACAACUUGACAGGGACAGUGGCAAACCUACUAAAACAGUACAAGAUUUAAUUGCAAGUUAUAAAGAUAGGUACGCUAAUGAAUAUGUGUAUUUGUAUAAAACUGGAACGUACGCACUGGACGACGACGGCGCCUAUAUAUGUUCUGAUUUCAACACGACAUACGUACUGAACACAUCCGCGAAUGUUAUGAUGUAUGUUCCAAGCUCGGAUGUAGAGCGGGUCAGCACCAUUAUUGCUUUCAGCGUCUCCAUCAUCUGUCUCGUCGUCACCAUCGCCGUCUACGGGCUGGUGCCAGAACUGAGAAACGUGCCUGGUAAAAUCGUCAUGUCCAUGUCGUCUGCUCUCCUUGUGGCCCAGACGAUGUUCCUGUGUUGCACGUACCCCCAGGGCCUGGCCUGUGAGAUCUACGCUGCCUUACACCACGCUGUAUGGCUGGCGUCCUUUGCCUGGCUGGCUGCCAUGUCCCUACAUCUGGCCUGUGUUCUACACCUACAAUCACAUGGAUGGCUUGACCCAUCCCGGUCUACAAUAUUUUAUUUCUUCUCUAUCCUAUGUUGGGGAAUCCCUGCCUCCAUAGCCGGAACUUGUUUUAUACUUCACAUAACAAACACGUCUCCUGUUAAAUAUGGAUACAACGGAAUCUGCUGGAUUGGAGAUUUCACGACCAUGAUAGUUGGGUUCGGCGUCCCCUUGUUUCUUCUACUAUCAUUAACAUUCCUCAGCGCUGUAUUCGUUCUUCGAGCCAUCAGACAAAGUUCGGAAUUCAGGAACAAGAACUCCCAACACCAAAAAGGGGAGAAAAAUCAAAUAAUUCUUUGUAUAAACUUAUCUCUCAUGAUGGGAGUAAACUGGGUAUUUUAUUUCGUGGCCAUUGCUGUUGGGACGACGCUUGUGUGGACCAUCUUCAUCCUGACCAACGGCAGCCAAGGGCUCUUCAUCUUCCUGAGCUACAUCGCCAGGAAGUCUGUGAUGGUCAAGCUGAAGAAGCACGUCCAGGGGUUACUCCAGGGGACCGGUGGAUCACAGGCGUACAGGAAGAACCCAUCCAACAGGACACAGUCCAGCAACCUGACCAAGAGCACCGUCACGUCGUUGAGGAACAUCCCGCUGGCUGUCAACGCUCAAAUAGCUCAGCUGUAAUCAGCUAUAGCUCCACUAUAAUCAACUAUAGAUCAGCUGUAAUUAGCAAUAGCUCAACUGUAAUGAACUAAAGCGCAGCUGUCAUCAGCUAUUGCCAAGUUGUGUUGAUAUGAUUAUGUCCAACAUGAACUUAACCAGUGACCCAGAGAACAAGGACCACACGAGGUCGACGAGCCAGGAAAAUCAGACGUGCUAACCAAACACUAAUGACUUUAAGGAUCCGUGAUAACCGUUUGUACUUGAGGUUUGUUAUGAGGUUUCUCUUAGAAUAUAGCAAGAAAAAAAAACAGGAACAAAAAUAAACGUGUGUAACGGUUUAAGCAGCUGUGAUUUUAUGCUCAUCGUUAUUUGAAUUAUAGUAUAUAAUUUUAAUUGACUUAUUAUCGUUAUUAUCAUGAGUGUGACGAGAGAGAACCCAAUCGCUACUAAAACAUGCCUCAGUGUUUUGUCAGAAA